AUGGAGGCCAUGGAGCCGCGGAGCCCGGUGCAGCUAGCCGCGUCAGAGAUUCACGGGUUUCGCACGACGGCAGGUAAGAUCGGAUGGGAGGGGGUGGGGGGGUUUCCUCUCGGCAGUCUACUGAAUCUCGCAGCUGUCUUGGAUGCCGGGACUUGGUUCUGGGGGGAUAAUUGGGCCUACUACAGGGGGUGAUAAUUUAUUGAGCUGAUUGACGAUUUCUGCUCUUUUAUGUUCCUGUGCUUGAGAAUCCAAUGGGGAUUGUAUUCCGCAGUGCUUUGCUCGUGGUCUAAUAAUAGCUCAUUGCGCCUAGCACGUCUUCUCUGGUUCUUGGGCUGGGACGAGCCUCUUAAUCACUUUUAUGGCAAACUUCUGGAGUUCCCUUAGUGUUUGGAGUAUACAAUUUUAGUUGAACCAUGCUCCUCAUCACUCUCCGAUUUUUGCUCGGUUCAGAUUUGUAUUAUCUAAAAGGGCAGCUUGAAGAAAUCCGUACCCAAGUUGUGUUUUCAGAACUGUAUCGUGAAUUUGGAUCUGACCAAAUGUUUAUCAGCGGGUACACCGUGCAUGCUAAUCUAACAUGGCAUGCCUCAAAAAAUUGGAUGGAAGCCCUGCUGCUGGAAGCUACUUCCAUUUUAUUUUUCUUAUCAUUGUGGUUUCAUCUAAGUAGGAACCUUCUCUUCUCAUGGGUCGAUGCCACUAGGAAUGACUUAAAUAAAUAUUGUAAUGGGACGUUUAACAAUGCUGCUAUUCUUAAUUAUUUUGAACUGGUUUAUCUUUUUGUCUGACAAACAGAUGAUGUUUGGAUUCGGUAUAACCGGAUCCAAGUUUCCUCAUCUUAAAAUUAAAUGAGUAUUUACGUGCAGAUUUGGAUAUUGGGAAGCUAUUGGAUGAUGCAUCAAAGAGAUGGCUUCGACCAAAUGAGAUUUAUGCAGUGUUAUCAAAUUACACCCUCUUGAAGAUUCAGCCUCAACCAGUUAUGAAUCCAGGAAGUAAAUGGGUUGAACUUCCAAUAUGAUUAUUAAUUAGCAUUUGAAAUGUUCAAUAAUUCAGUCCUGUGAUUGCUCGAAAGAAGUACCGCAGUUGAUAUCAAGUUUUCUCAAGUAUAAGUCCGUUUGAAUGCUAAAUUUUCUCUCAAUUUUGGUUAGGUUAAUGUCUAAGGUUUUCCAUGUUUUUACGUAAUCAAUACCUAAAGGCCAUCCCAUUAAUUGAAUCCCAAGGGACUCUUAAAAUAUAGAUUAAUCUAAAAGUGAAGUCAUUGUGGUCCUACAUCUCUCAUGACUACACAUGAAGAGAAGAUUAAUCGUGUAAGAAUCUGUUUUAUUCUGAUUAUAGUUCAAGUUAAUUAUUGGCAACCUAUAAACUUUCAUCAUGUUAAUGCCCUUUUUUAGAAAACAUGUUAUAUGUAUGCCCUACAAUGCUGAAGCAAUAUCAUUUUCUUUUUUCAUCUGGGUAAGUUUUGACUGAUUCAGAACCCAAUCCGAUUUCACAUAACAUGGAGUGAGAUAUUGCAGGGUUAUGUGUAGCAUUCUCCAAGGGGCACAAGUUGUCAUUUGGUUCUUGGAAGUGAUGCCAGUAUUCUUGGUAGUAGUAUUCUGCAGGUGCCUGAAGACAGGUAUUCAAGAUAUCAAAGCUGUCCAUUUCGAAGAAAUUAAAUGAGAUAUUCACGCAGUGGUCUUGACUGUGAAAGAAACAGAUGAUUCAAUUGCAAAUUCCAUUUCUUGUUAGACCUGAAUCUGUGUAACUUAAACUCCUUGAAGGCGAGUCAUGACACUAGACAAGAAAUGUUUUAUGGCAUUUGAAACUAACGUGAAUUUCAUCAUGAUCUGAGGAUUCAUAUUUUUCGAAGAAACCAUUUCCUGACAGUUACCAAUGAUUGAAUUUCUACAAGAUCUUUUUUAAUGAUAGUCACUUUUCUUUAGUAGUUGUCGGACGUAGUGGUAUACCUUUUUGGAGGAUGUUUUGACGUAACUAGGGCUUCCUUGAAAAUGAUAUAUCAGCUUGUAGGAAUCCAUUUUCAUUUCUGGUGUUUUCUUAUUCUCCUUAAGGCGAUUUGCAAACAUGAUGGAUCCUGUCAAGGUAGAUCCUGACAAGCUUCAUGCAAAGAAUAUAUGGAUGUUACAGUUAAGGUCUCCAUGAUGUGUAUGAAAGAGGUUCCUAAAAGGAUCUAACGUUAAGCAGAUGUAGAAACUUCUUCAUAGACCCCUUUUUUCUGACUAAUUUUAUCAAAUAAUUAUCGCAAGUAAUAGAAGGAAUGGAGUUGAAAAGAAAUAGUGUAGCCAAGUCCUAUAAGAUUUCUGCUCUAACAUGAAGAAGGAGAAGAAGGGAAAGAAGGAAAAGAAGAGAAGAUUCGCAGAAAGUUGCUUUAUUGAGUCAAUUUUAUGAAUUGAUGAGGCUUAGGCUGGUUGGUCAUAGAAGUUGUUCAUCUUGAAUCAACAAAAAAAAAAAGAAAAGAAAACUAAAGAAAAGAAAUACAAGGAAACGUGGUGAUAAGAUCAAAACAGAUGAAUUUAUGGGAUGGAGUGCAGGAAUUGUGAAGAUUUGGUCUUUGAAGUGCAGGGAUUUGCAUGGAUGUUCUUUGGGCUUUCCUGUCCAGGAGCCAGCAUUCUUGUGUUUUUGUGUCAUUAUCCCUCCUGGGUGAAGGAGAUGGCCCUCUACUACAAGUUUUUGUUUAAGGGAGUUGCUGAAGCCGUUGAAGUGUGCUUGGAUUGGUCAACAUGGACACAUCAUCAUCAUCAAAAACUGCUAUUCAUAUAUUUUUUUUGUUGUAAAGGGCUGAAGUGAGUCCCUUGAAUCUGCAAAACGACAUUGUAAUUUGUUGGUAGAUAUUUUCUGCCUGAAAUCGUAGUUGCAGGAUCCUUAUGAACAUCAGAAAUUUCAUGGUGCUUUGACUAUUCGUUUAAUACAUUGAUUUUCGUUUUGCAUCAUGAUUCCUUUUAUGAGUAAGUUGGAUGUCUGAUUUCGUCAGAGGGUUAUUGUUUAAACAGUAUCAAUUCAAAAUCAACUACUUUGGUGUUGUUUUAGGUGGCAGUCUUCUUUUGUUUGACCGCAAUAUGCUGAGGAAUUUCCGGAAAGAUGGACAUAAUUGGAGGAAAAAAAAGGAUGGGAAGACUGUUCAGGAAGCCCACGAAAAGUUAAAGGUCAGAUGUUUUCAUCAGUAUGAAAUUUUCCUCUUAACAUGGGUACAUCAACCAUCUACUCCAACCACUUGGAAUCACUCAAUCACAUAUAUUAAUUGUUAGAUACGCAUCUAAUCCAGGGUUUUUGGAUAGUAUUUUUCUUCCCUCAUCUAUCCCUCCUUAUUGUGGUCUGUAUUUUUUAUUUUCGCGAACUUGGUAUAGGCCCCACAUGAACUAAUGAAGUAGGUGCUCUUCCAAUGUUUUUCGCUAUCAGCGUCAUUCUUUUUUUCCGAGCAUCUCCCAUACUCCUAUCCUCAGCAAUGAAUGAAAUUGCUAUGAUUUGGGUAUAAUAUUUUUGGAAAGUGGAUUGUACGGUGAUAAGCUUUGUAUAGAAAGGAGGUACAGGUAUGUACAUUUGUAUAAACUAUUAGCUCUAAAAGAAAUUCCUACACAAAACAGGUGAAUACCAGGGAGCUGAAGAAAGAACUAUGUUUCCUAUGCUCUGGAAAUUCAUGAUUCACUCAUGCCCACUCUUUCAGCCUGUUGGAAAGAGAGACAACUUCACAAUUGAACAAUGCAUGUGUUGAAUAUAUGAUUGGUCUUUUUGUUCGUAGUCUCUCAGAUAGUCAAGUGAAAGAUGAUCCACCAUACACAAGCAUUCAAUUCUGCUCUCAUCUUCGCCAUAUUUCCUUCAUAAAUGUUAGAGGUUGCCAACUAAAAUACAGAUGCUUGUGACAAAGAGGAUAAGUCACAAUAAAUAUUUGAAUAUAGGCACAAGGAAAAACCAAUAGGCCAAAAAGUAUGAUUCUUGCUCUUCUCUUACUGUCGAGAUUCUGACCAAACAAUAUAUAGCUGACUCAAUAGAGAGCCCUUGCCAGACCUGAUAUAGGAGCAAACUUUCACAUCAUCGUUCUUUGCAAGUGAUGCCCUUUAACCAUAGCCCGAAAAAAUUUCGUCAACACCCAACACUACAUCCUUAGCCUGUAUAAUGUAAAGUCAUAGGUCUGAAGGUCGUCCAUUUCUGUGGUACUAUUGAGUAAUCACAUGCUAUAUACUUGCUUCUUCUGUCCUCAGUUUCUUCAAACAUUUUCAAUGCGAUGGAAGAUAGAAGACCCUAAUAUUUAUAAUACGAAAACCUCCAUUCUCUUUCAUUUUGCAUGCUCUCUCCCAAUUAAUAUCCUGUUAACCUCUGCAUCCAAUAUUUCAAGCAUGAAAAAAAUUAGCCAUAUGGUUUUUGGGGAUAUAAUGUAAUGAUACAUAGUAGCCAGACUCGCUGGGAAGGAUGAUCUUACAUAGCAUUUGCCACACAUUUCUAUCCUCUCAGUCUACAGAUCUGGUAUAAUUUCUACUAAACCCUGUGAAUAAUGUCAUCUUUAGAGAGAGUUUACCCCAGAUAAAAACUAGACAGACUUCCCAAUGUUGUAUCCAAUAAACAAGGCAGCUCCUUUGCUCCACUAUUGCUCAUGUUCAGACCUACUGCCGAGCUCUUCUCGUAAUUAGAGUGACUUCAGCAAGGAACUUUAACAUGGAGCUGGUAGUACUGCCCUCUUCAUAUGAAAGAAAAGAAUAGAAACGUAUCCAAGAUGAGAAACUUGGAGUCUGUAAUGGUGUGUUUGGAACCCAAUUGUCUGAUAUUGAAGAUAAACUGGACCUGCAGAAUUUAAGAAGACAAUAUAUCGAAUGAAUUUUUCGAGAAGGAAUGAAUACUAGCCUUAUAAGGCCCAGUACUCUGGAGUUUAGAGAAGCAACUUUAUUAUGGACGCAUUCAAGUCCCAGGGACAGAUGGUUUCUAUAGGAUUCUAGUCCAGUUGUUAAUCGCAUACCUUAGAGGGCUGAAUAUGUUUCGAUGUACAGUCUCAUCAGUCUCCAAAAUGCUUGUUCUGAAAAUGAUCAGAUGCUGAUCAACAGGUGAAAGUGUGGUCUGCAUAAACUUGUUGCUGAUCAAUCAGCUUUCACGGGUGUUGAUUAUUUUUUGGCUACAUCAGAUGCUUCUUAAAAGAUUAUGAGAGGAUGAACUGGGAUUGUAUGAACGGCAAAAUUUAUUACAUUUCUACAAAAGUAAAUCAACUUUGACGCUCUCUUUGGUUAGAUUAUGUGGUAUCUUUUCUGCCUAUAUUUGGUUUUUGGCUUGUUAGAAAUUUGUGUCCAGGGAGACGCUUAGACAAUUAACCAUUGUAUUCAAAGGUGAGCUUGCAUACAAUUCAAAUACUCUUUUGGAAAAUGAUUAAUUACAUUGUUGGGUAGAUUUUUUCUACCUGUAAGCUUAAGAUUUUUUUUUGAUAGACAAACUUUCUAUCUGUAAGCUAGAGCACAUGUAUGCAUAACAUUUUAAUGAUGAUAUAAAUACUAUUUAAAAUUCAUUUUUCUUUAUAGAAGUCCAUUUAGCUUGUUCUCAGACAAUCUCCAUUGAAAAUAGAAGCUCCUAGUGACCUUCAACUUUUCAAAAUUCAUUAUUUUGAAUGAAAUUAUAUUUAGCUUGUUGUCAGACAUUCUCCACUGAAAAAUAAGUUAUUAGUUCUCUGUUUGUCUUGAUAGUUCAUUCUCUUUUAUGAAAGUAUAUCUAGCUUUUUGACAAACAAUUUCUACUCAUGGAUUUUAAUAGUUCUCUGUGCAAGAUGAUUUGUCCUCCAUUUGUUUCCUUUUGUUGCAAAACGAGGGAACUUCCACUUACUAACAUUGUUUCGAAAUAAUGGCAAUAAGACGAUACUUCUGAUGCGAAAGGAUUUAGCCUAUGUUGACUGUGUUAUAUAUUAAGGAAAUAUUUAUUAUUAUCAGGCAUGACUUACGCAGGUAACAUUCUGUCUUAAAUAAUUAAUAUAUUUUUGGUCGACUGAUGUCCCCUCUUUAUUUUAUUGACGAAAGUGAGAUGAUAUUAUCUAUAUUUUUAUUGUGUUACAGAUUGGUACGGAUGAAAGAAUUCAUGUGUACUAUGCACGUGGUGAGGAUUAUCCAAACUUUUACCGUAGGUGUUAUUGGCUACUUGAGAGGUAUGAACCACUUCAUAUCAUAUCACGGGAUAUGUUGAGCUUCUAUUUUAUUGUUUCUCUUGGGUGCUAAAUCUUUUUGUACGAUCUAUCCUAAUAGCUUUUAUUUUUAGAGAUUAUUAUUUAUAAUAUUCAUUCAUUAAUGUGAUACUAUUUGUUGUUUGUCCAUGCCUGUCUUAUCCUUGGUGUUUGGAAAUAUGGCAAGAACCAGAAUUUUGUUUCUUGUCUACAGCAUCCCAUCUCAUCUCUGCGGGUCAUUUUAAGAACUGGAAAAUCAUAACCUAAUGGCAAAUCAUAAUCAUUUUUUUGAUUGGGUGCCAGAACCGGAUGCCAACCCGUGUCCAUAACAUUGCAGAUAAUCAACCAUUAGAUACGAUAUGAGAUAAUAUUUUUUUUUAAUAUAUCUAUUGUCUUCCAUAAAAUUGUGAGGAUGAAUGAAACCAUUCUGGAAAAAUGUAUUGAAUUAGCGACAUUACGGUAAUUUACAGAGUUAAAAUGGAGUUGGUAGAUAAAAGCUAAAUCAUAUGUAAGUUAAAUAAUAUGAAUGUGAAUGGUUGCAAGAAGAAGAGUCAUAAUUAUGCUGAUGCACGUAGCCACAUCUGAAAAAUGAACCUAAUAUCUUGUCAAACGCUCUAGCCACUUUGAGAUUGCUAUUGAAAGAAUGAAAUUGUUUUGAUCAAUGGGCAUCAAAUAUGAUGCCUAUUGAUGAAACUAAUUCGCAGUAAAAGAGUGGCCAUGAUCUUUAAUACUAAAUUCUGAAUGUAAAUCUUGAAGCACAGGCUAAUGGAAAUGUCCUUGAUGAAUCUGCAUCUAUACGAUGUCUAAUGAUGAUAUCCUUGAUCUCCUAUAAAUUGAAAUACGUUUUCUCUUUCUUGUCUAGUUGAAGCCUCUUAUGCAUAAAACUUCAACUAGUUUGUGAACUAUCACCAUUAUUAGGUUUGUGGUAUUGUUCCCCUUGUACACAAAUUGAACUAUCUCACUACAUGCUACAUCUUUACUUUACCAUUGUGCUAACAUUGCUUGUAAUAGUCUAUGUCAAUUGAAUUUUACUUACCAUUUGAAAUAUAAUCAUCUUUGAGCCAAAGCUACUAAAACAUGGGUUGAAAUAGUGACUCUGACGCAAUAGGAAUUGUUGGAAUCGUGAUGCACUGUGUAGGGGAAUUCACACCAUGGUGAUAGUCAGCAUAGAAAUUUGUAGCUGUUAAGAUUUCUAGGUCAUGAUGCGUCGUGUAUGGGAACUCACACCGUGAUGAUGGUCAUCACUGGAACUUGUAGCCUGAUGGUAUAUUGGAAAAGAUUAUGCAGGGUUCUCUCCCUAUUGAAGGGGUGAUAAAUGUCAAUGAAAAGUGAGGUGGUUUCCUGCUCCUCCCCAAUAGACGGAGGAAAUCUCCUCCACACUGUCCAUUUCCCUCUCUUCGUUUCAACAGGAACAAUUAAUUGCAAUUGUGAGAAGAUCCCAUUUUGAUCAGUUCUAGACAGUUCUAAUGUCUGGGCGGCAGUAGCUACAGGAGGAAAAGGAAUUGACAGCCAUUUUCAGUUUCACUCUAUUGAAUAUUUGCUGUCUGAUAUGUUCACUCUUGCAGAGGAUUGGUAAUGCAGAAUGGGUCCAGUCUCGAAAUUUUCUGAUAAUAUCCUGGUUCUGUAUGUUAUGGACGCAGUAUAAACGGCUUGUGUUAAACUUUAAUAUUUUUUUUCUGGGUUUAUGGUGGAUCUGUGCUUAAUUUGUUCUCUGUUUGCAUUGACCUUUUUGUUUUUCUAAUAAAUGCAGUAAAAAUCUUCAAGUAUGGAACUAGCACAACCGUCGAUGUACAUUAGGUUUAACUGGUGAUAUGUUGACUACAUACAUCAUGGAUGCAUAAUUAGAUCUUUAAAUAUUUAAAAUUUAUUGCCUUCUGAGCAAUUGAUUUUAAUGCUAUGCUAUUUUCUUAUCUACUGAUUACUGGUGCUUCCCUCAUUAAAAAAAAAACUUAAUUUACUUUGCAUACCUUUUCAUCAAUCUAUUUGUUAAGAAUCCUUGAAAGAGAAACAACACAACCCUAAUCGAUGGACCCUAGUAUUUUUACUAGGGUCCUAACGUACAUAAGUGGGCUGCUUCAGCCCAAACUGCUAUAUGGGGUUACCCAGCCCAUACUAGACAAUAACAUAACUCUAACACUAUUAAAUAAAGUUGGAGGACCGCCUUACCAGUUUAGAUAUUUGCCUCAAUCCUGCCCAUGAGAACUAUCACUGCUAUAUAUCUCGUCUAUUCAGAUUCAGUGAAUGUAUACUAGUAUAUUCUGUUUUGCUAUCUUGAAGAUAAACACGUGUGAUGCAAUGUAAAAGUUCAGAAGAAUAAACUUGAAUUUUCUAAUAUUUUGCGUAACCACUAGUUAUAUAACUUCCAUUUAUUGACUCUCCAGGAGCCUUGAGCGGAUUGUCCUGGUACACUAUCGCCAGACAUCAGAGGUUUGCUUCCUUUUUCUUUUUCUAAUAUCAAAUGGCUGUCUUGGCAAAUUUACAUUCUGUGCCUCUCACUUCCAUUUGUCUCUGUAGUUCAUAGCAUUUUUUUCCAUUAUAACGUUUUUUAGACAUUCUAUCCUUUCUUCAGAUUCGGUUUUCCCCUUAUUUUGAUAAGAAAUGCACAUGUUUUCUCAGAAAAAAUUGAUAAUGUUUUUAAUUCUGACCAUCUCAAUAUUGUCGAAACGUUUAAAUACGUGAUUGGAAAAUGUUUGCCUUCCUCCGUUUACUUUUCCUUGUCAAUCGUUUAUUUGUAUCCAGAAAGAAACUGUGUAAUUGUAUCAUUCUGGUGCAGUGACUAGAGUGAAAAGUGUAGUUCUGGCUGGUGAUUUGAAUAUCUUGGAUAGUGAUGAACCUACCAAGAUUGUAAAUAAUCUCCUUAAAGUAUAAGCCCAUAUAGUUCAAACACAGAUGUAUCUCAACACUGACUCAGAAGUUUCUAUCUCAAUCCUAGAUCUCCUGCUAGUGUUUUAAAGUUAUGGCUUGAGGUUUUAGACUUCCACCUUUGAAUUUGUUUUUUCUUGUGACUGCCUUCUUUUAUCUAUUAAAUGUUUGGGAUGUAGGAUUAUCGUUGGGGUGGGCUAUCAUUUGGGAUGUUGAUCUUGGCUGCCGUUAGAUUGUUAUAAUUGGUUAGUUUUUUUGAUCUGUCGGCCUAAAAUCUUCUAUAUUUUGUUUCAGAAGAAAUUCCUUAAUUAAGACAUUGGCCUAAAAUCUUCUACAUUUUGAGCAUCCACAUGCUCAGUUUGAAUAUCUUUGAUGUCAUACAUUUGUUACUUGCAUUCCCCAUGAGGAGACUUGGUGCUUGAAGUACAAAGGACACGGUUUAUUUUUGUAUUUUCUUUUGGCAUGUUAUCUUAGGUUCAAACAUAUCCAGCACUCCAGUGAAACGAGAAAUGAUCUCAAUUAUGACGUAAUAGGUAUAGCGCUUUUCUGUAAUUUCAACAGAUUCAGUUGGGAGAUACUCGGCUUCACAAUUCGUACUAUUUUGAAUCAGAGAAACUUGUUGACUGUUGCUUCCACAAUGUAUCAUCCCUAUUUGAGAAAUAUUUCAUGCAAUUUCUUUUUUUUUCAUGCAUAUCAUUUUGAUAUACCUUAAUUUGGGAUACGUCACGUGAGAUCUAAUGUGUAUGGUGUCUUGAGCUAUGUACAUAACUUGUAAAUGAGACGCCUGAUUCACGAGGUUGACUUCAAUUCUACAAUAGAGACAGCUCAUGCUUUUAUUGUCUUUCAUUUCCUAUUGUAUUUCUCACAACAGCAAAGAAUGGUUUUAUUGUUUGUCAACUAAAAUUGUACCGUGUUUAUUUACUUUUUGAUGCACCAGGAUAAUGCAAAUCAGCAGCUUUCUGCUGGAGUAGAGUUUAAGGAAAAAAAUUCAUUGGCAAAUUCGUUGCAUGCUUCUCCAUUGACGCCUCUGGAUUCCACUUCUGGUUCCAACCACAUUGAGACGUCUGGAUCUUUGGUAUUUUCUGACGAAAUUAACUCAACAAAAGAUUGUGCAACCAUCACUGGUAAUGUUCCAGACACAUGCCACUUCUAAUCUGUUGUUCUUUUCAAUUUAUACAUAAACAUGAUAGUGUAAAUGGUUGAUCUGAUGUUUUAUCUCUGCUAGCUGUCUUAUUUUGUUUUCCUUCUUUUUUAGCAGAUAUUUUCAACUAACAAACCUUUGUACAAUUCUUCAUUAACGGUUUUCUUUUACCGCGUACUUUAAAUUAAAAAAGUAGAGAAAAUUUCAAUAGGUCCACUUUCUAGUCUGUCAUGGUUUCAUGAGGUACAUUUUGACAAUGAAUCGCUUUCCUACUAUUUUUUGUGUUCGUAUAUAACUAAGAGGUUUAUAAACCUCUGUUUUUAGUGUCUUCUUUGUUUUCAUCUUCCUGGUGUUUGAAUGGUAGAAGCAUAUUUUAACAGUGAACGAUUUUCCUGCUGUUUUCGGUAUUCAGAUAUGACAAAGAGGAAAAUAGACUUGUUUUAUAGUGUUUGAUAUGCUUUAAUCAAGAUUCAGUUGUUUUUCAUUCUCACUUUAUAUGAACUUUUCUGGUUUUUAUCGAUGGUACAGGUCAUGGCAUCUCAGCUGUUGAUAAGUUUACAGAACUGGAGAAUCCUGACUUAGCUAUUGAUAUGAUCAACAAAUUUGAUUGGGCAUCUCUUGUUGAGCCGCAACCUUCCGGUGAUCCCAAUGCAUUACCCUAUUAUGGAGAUGUAGAACAUGAACAAGCUUUUAGAAAUCAUGUGAGUAGCUAAAACAUUUUUAGCAGCAAGCAACUUUACCGCGGGGCUAUCAUUUAACUAUUCUUACUUUCUGAAUUCCUAUUUGCAUAUUUUUUCUUGUGCACUAUCAAAUUUCGAUAGUCUAUGGGUUGUCACAUAUUAUAUGCUAUUAAUUUUUCCAAACCCUUGCUUUCAUGUGGCCUGCCAUCUCUUCAUAUCUGAACAUUUUUUAAUUUAAGUUCUUUGUUUGUUUGUAUCAGACAGUGUUUGCUGUUGUGCUAGUUUUUUUUAUCCUUUGUUGUUUUUUGUCACUUCUCCUCAAGGAUAUAAAGGAAAUUUAUUUAGAUGACUUAAAAAUUCAUUAAAACAAAGUUAAAGGCCAUGCAUACCUUCAAGAUGGGUUGUACAAGCUCAAAUGUUUACUAGUGCAUUUUCAUGUAUUUGGGCAAUAUGUCUUAGUGACCCCUCUUUUUCCCUUAUUUCAUUUUCUUACCAGCUGACAUGUAUGAGCUUCUAGAUCCUAAUUAAAAUAUAUUUUCAGACUUCGAUCUCCUUUAUUAUUUAUGCUUAAUACUCAAACCCCCUCCAGAUCUAGUCUUUGUGGACUUCCCAAUCUUUGGCUGGUAUGCCCAUGGAGUGGGAAAUGAUCUUUGUGUCAAGCAAGGGGAUCUGCCCGGACCUAAUUAAUUCUUCGAUGAAUAUUUUUAUUACUUGAGUUAAACUAUAAGAGCACUUUGAGUGGGGACAUGUCCCCUGUAUCAAACAUGCAUCCUUCUUUUUCUCUAGACGUUAUUUUUUGUGGAGGAUCAAUCAUGGAGAAGCAGAGAACACCAAUGAUUACUGUGCAAGAAGAAGCUAUCAAAGGAGUUUAGAGUGAUUUGGACUGCGAUCAGACCUUCACUAACCUCUCCAGGAGCGACCCACUAUCUAGUUAGAAAGAUAAAAGUGAUUCUAAUUAAAGUCCCAACUAGAAUGUUUACAUCAGAGAGAGAGAGAGAGAGUGAGGACUAAAAUACCUUUAUUCUAUCAGUCUUCUUUCUACACUACCUGUUAAACUGAGUAUAAAUGCUUUCAUGUUCAGAUUUGUCAACAAGGAUCCAAAAUUUUCUAUGAUCAGACUCUUAGUGAAAACAUCAGCCACUUAUGUCUUGAUCGGUUUUCUCGAAUGUAAUGUUGAUUUAUUUUUUUAUGAUCAUAUUGUGUUCAUAAUGUAGAUCAAUGAACCUGAAUCCAGCUCAUAUGUCUUGUUUUUCCGUCACUUGGAUGGCAGAGUUCUCGUGCUUUCACUCCUUAGCUAUUGCAAAGCUUAAACUUGCUUUUUAGCCUGUGAGAUAUGAAAUAAGUGUCCUCUAUGAUUGGUUUUACGUACAUGGUCAUGAACUAGGCAUUUGCAGUUUUUUUCCUUUAAAAUCGAGUAAUGCCUCUAGACAAGAAGGAAAAAUACGAAAUUUAUUUGAAUAAUCAGAAUUUAUGUGGCUCAGAACAUUUGAUUUUCUUUACAGGGUAAUCUUGAAGGCCUAGGUCAUGUCCAGCCAACCAGUAUGAGUACUUUCACCGGCUUGAAUGCUGUUGGCCAACCAGUUGGUGGUUGCUUGCAACCAGCAGAAGUUGAUCAGGAAACUGUGCAUAUGCAUGCAAUUCCUGACACUUGCGCAAAUGAAGCCUUGCAGUCUCAAAACAGUUUUACACAGUGGGACUACGUUGUUGAUGAUAUCCCUGGAUCAUUAAACAAUACAGAACCUGGUUGCCAAACUUCAGAUGAUCACGAAUUUAAAAAACUUUCCAUAGAGAAUGAACUUUACAGAUCGGAAGAAGUUUUCUCUAUUACAGAUAUCUCCCCAGCAUGGUCCUAUGCAGAUGAAGAAACCAAGGUUAGAUAUUUUAAGACUUUGAAGACUCUCGCUUAGUUUCUAUGUUUAAUGAGCCUACAUAAUAAUUAUCAAAGUGACAAUGGAGAGUCACUUUGGUGCUAGGAUGGAACUGAUAUUUAUUUGUUGAAAACUCUAUUUUCCUAAAUCCCUCUAAUAUAAUCCAUUUGAAACAGGUGGAUUUUUUUUGGAAUCAUGCCUUUAUUUCUGAUUUUUAGGCAUAAAAUCACUUAGUUUGAAAAUUUCAAGCCUGAGAUGUGAGAUUUAUUUCAGCCAGUUAUGAACCAGAUUAAGAUGUCUUAUUUCGAACCAGAGAUCAGUAAAGUGGCUAGCUACUUUAACACUGUCCCUAAAUGUUAAUAGUAAUGGAGAUCCCACCAACCGUACUUGACCUAACGUGAGAAGGAUCCUUGUUGGCGAGUUAAAGCUUUAUUCUUGGAGUACACCCGCAGGAGAAAAGUUUUACAGAUAUCAUCUAUAUACUCAUAAUUUUGGAACAGAUUCUGUCCAUAAUUUGAAUAACGUGAACAUAAUCAAUAUGAGGACUUAUGAGAAUUGAUGAUCGAAAUAACGUAAUACGGUUAACUUUGUGAUUGGUCUAUUAGUUACAUGCAUAUCUUCUCUUCACUAUGAGAAGCAUUUACUGAUAUUCCGUGUUUGUUGAGAGCUCACAUUUUAUAAAACCACUUACUGUUCUAAGGUGAUGAGAAGCAUGGACAUAGUUUCCGUAACAGCCUUCGAAGAUAUCUUUGUGUGGCAUCAUGCUUGUUAGUAUUGGCGUCUAACCUGAAAUCAUAGACUGUAUGACGUCUAUAAGAUUUUGGCCUGAGAGAAUGAUAGACUUUUGUGGGCGAUCUUGUUUUGUAGUAUCUCUGACAAUGCUAUACAGGACUCUAACCUGAAAUUCUCUUAGAUCUAUGACCCUGCACGGUUGUAUGUGUGAAUCUUUUAGGAUGAGAUUUUUCUGCCUUUCUGCGAACUGGGUGAAGUGGACCAUUAUUCCAUUCGCCUACUCAAAAAGUAGAUAGUCUUGAUUCUUGGGAGAUAAAAAGAAGGAUUCUGCACUAGAUGUCGCAGGGGAAACUUUAAACUUUAUUUACUAUGAGUGAUAUCUACUACCCUAUUUUCAUAAAUUCAACUGGCAGAAAAAUCUCGGCAGUCGUCUUCAUUUUAAACAAGAGCAUUGACGAAAACAAUCCCUGAUCCUUGAUAUUUUGCUAAAUGUAGAUAAUGACAAUGCUUGUUAACUGCAGGUGAUUGUGGUUGGAUAUUUCCGUGAAUCCCACAAAAAUCUUGCAAAUUCGAAGAUGUUUGUGGUUUUUGGUGAUGCCUAUGUUCCUGCAGAAAUGAUCCAACUUGGAGUAUAUAGAUGCAGGGUACUACCACAUACUCGACCACCCGGAUUGAUAAAUUUUUAUCUGACCUUAGAUAAGCAGACGCCAGUUAGUCAAGUCAUGAAUUUUGAGGUUCGCCCUCCCACAAGUGCAUCGACGAAAGCUAUCUCUUUGCAAGAUGCUGACGACAGUGAGCCCAGCCAAAGAGAUCUUGAUGCUGUAAUAAGGCUUGUUCGAUUGCUUUUCUCCUCAUCAAACAACCUUUCCAUUCUGUCAAACGUGGUAUCAUCCAAUGCCCUGAAGGGAGCGAAAAGAUUUUUGUCAGCUACCUCUUCUUCACUGGAGAAAGAUUGGAUGCAUCUUCUCAAGUUAGUCAGAAAAAACGAUACUCCACUUCUGUCAAUAAACCAGCAGCUGUUCGAGUUGGUUUUGAAAAAUAAGCUGCAGGAAUGGCUUUCAACAAAACUAGCUGAGGGACGUAGAACAACUGAACUGGACAACCAAGGUUUAGGAGUUAUUCAUUUGUGUGCUAUAUUGGAUUAUACGUGGGCAGCUCAUCUGUUCAAGGCGUCUGGCCUAUCCAUAGACUUCCGUGACGUUUAUGGAUGGACUGCUCUACAUUGGGCCGCAUACUGUGGGAGGUAUAAGUUCUAUAUUCCCAAACUUGUUGAAUUUUUUGUUUCUGGGAAUGCACUAUCUUACUUCACACGCAAGGUUUUCCUAAAGAUUUUGAGAAGAUAUGAUUUUGAUAGCAUGGCAAUUGGCCAACUUAAAUUUUCCAGGUAGAACCUCAAUCUUAUUUUUGUAAAUCAUAACAACAUAUUGCGAUGCAAUAGCUAGCCAGCAUAUUUAUUAUUUAUUACCUAUCUCUCUCCUGAAAAUUAAUUUAUUUUUCUUCAUAGAUGUUACAAUUUUCUAAUAGAGCUUCAAUACUUGGUUUUGCUAUGUAGAGACUUGGUCCCAAGAUAGUCCUUCAUAGAUUGUUUUGGUGUUUCUGGAAUCGUUCCUUACAUUUUCAAUUUCCCCUUCUAAAUGAUUGGUAACUGGCUCUUGUUCGUGGGGGGGAAUUAUUAAGUGAAUAUUCUGGAUAAUUUAUGCUCUGUUGGCCUCCUAUCACCUUCAUGUCUCAUAGAUGAAGGCAUAAGGACAAUUCCGUGGCGCCUUCUUAAAAUGAAUGAUUUCAUAUAUUUUCAUGUAGCAUCCUAAGAAAAUGAAUAAAAGCAUAAAAUGGCCAGUCUGCUUUCCCAUUGCUCUAUUAAUUCUCCAUCUCACUCUUUAUAUGUUACUUAUUUAAGAGGAGAGAAAAUCCGUGUCACAAACAUCUAUGUUUUAGUCUCACGCCGUUUCUUCCCAGUAAAGUUGCAAUUUCAUUCCGUGGCACCUUCUCAAAAUUCAUAUACGGACAUUCAAAAUGAAGGAUUUCAUAUAUUUCCAUGUUGCAUCCUGAUAAAAUGAAUAAAAGCAUAAAAUCUCCAGUCAACCUGCCUCUGAUUGCAACUUUAGUGGGAAGAAACGACGUGAGACUAAAAUAUUGAUGUUUGUGAUGCGGAUUUUCUCUCCUCUUAAAUAAGUAACACAUAAAGAGUGAGAUGGAGGAUUCAUAGAGCAAUGGGAAAGCAGACUGAUGUAGAGAUUAAUAAAGUGAUGUCUCCCUAAUUUAUUAUUAGAUUUUCAUUGGUACAUCAAAUGAAUUUUUGAUAAAAAAUUGUAAUUUAGAUGCCUUCUUGAUACCUCUAGCUGACCAUUUUUUUCGUUAACAGUAAGUUUCACAUAGUAUAGCUCUUUCAUUAUAUUGCUGAGACAACUAAAAAUCUCUGUGAACAACUGGUAAGUACUUCUACGAGAUAUCAAUUUAUUGGUCGGUGUUUCUUGUUAUCCUGGUUGGGUGCAAGAACACAAGUUUUCUUGAAUUGAGUGGCUCAAAAUGCCAAUUUUUGUAUCGCUGUUCCACCCCGUUGAGAGAGAAAUACCAGAAAGCGAAAACGUUUGAGCAGUCAUUUGGGGAAUAAUCGACGUAUUUGGAUCCUAUUGGAUAGCACCUAGUUCCCAGUUGAUUUUUUCUAUUUUUGAAGCAACAUUCUGGUCAUGAGUGAUGGUUCUAUUACUGACAUUAUUGUUGUUUCAUACUAAUACUUGAAUUUAGGGUGAAGAUGGUUGCGGCACUUUUAUCUUCAGGGGCAAACCCAAGCCUAGUUACAGACCCAACUCCUCAAUUUCCUGGAGGAUGCACUGCCGCUGAUUUGGCAUCAAACGAAGGAUAUGAAGGUCUGGGUGCAUAUCUGGCAGAAAAGGCGUUGAGUGCACAUUUCGAAGCUAUGAACUUGUCUGGUAAUGUGUCUAAUCCAUCAGCACGUGCUUCAAGUGAGACAGCGAAUCUUGAGAUCAUGGAAAGUGGGAGUAGUGAGCAAGAAGUGCUCUUGAAGUAUUCAUUGGCAGCAUAUUGCAAUGCCGCCGAUGCUGCCGACCGUAUCCAUGGUGCUCUCAGAGACCGCACCCUGAGAUUACAUGUGAAAGCUGCAGAAUUAUCAAACUCUGAGGCCAAUGCAGCUUACAUAAUUUCUGCUUUGAAGAUCCAAAAAGCAUAUCGCAACCACAACGGUCGGAAAAUGAUGAAAGCUGCAGCCCGUAUACAGGGCACCUUCCGCACAUGGCAGGCUCGAAAGAAUUUCCUCAACAUGCGUCGGCACACUAUUAGAAUUCAAGUGGGUCAUUUUUAUUUUUCUUUCUCCCAAUCGUUAUUUCCUAUUUUUCUACAACUACAAAUCAAAUGAAGCAAUUUAGUGGAUACCCACAUGUUCAAUGAAUGUUUAGAACAACAUAACCGUUAAUGAACUUGUUGUUUGUGUGCAAUUUAGGCCGCAUUCCGAGGUCUCCUUGUGAGGAGGCAAUACCGCCAGAUUAUCUGGUCGGUCGGUGUGUUGGAGAAAGCGGUCUUGCGGUGGCGCCUGAAGAGGAAAGGCCUGCGUGGGCUUCAGAUUGAAGCAGAUGAGGUUCCAGCUGCAGCUGGCGAGGAGAUGAAUGUCAUUGAGGAGGAUUUCUUCCGGGCCAGCCGAGAGCAGGCUGAAGAACGAGUCAACAGAUCAGUCGUGCGUGUCCAAGCCAUGUUUCGCUCGCAUCGCGCGCAGCAGGAGUACAGGAAAAUGAAGCUAGCUCAUGACCAGGCCCAGGUAUCUUUCUUCCUGGUGAAAUGUUCUUCAUCUCCUUCAAAUCUUCCCGAAAUUUCUCAAGUCCUGGGGUGGGGGGGGUGGGGGUAAGAACAGAACCCAUGUUCUCAAAAACAAUCUUGAAGGAAAAAAAGGUGAUCUUUAAAGAAAUUAUUUCCCUCUUGCUCAAUUUCUUUGGGAGAUUGUGGGAUAUUCUGGCUUUUUAAGGAUCAUCAUUGACGGUGGGAAUUCGGAUCUUGCAGUUGGAAUACGAUGAGUUUGCAAAUUAUGGUGAAAGCGGACAGGCCCCGGUAUGUUCUUCAUCGCCAUUAAUUCUGCUCUAG
Spirodela intermedia is the source of this 17487-nucleotide messenger RNA. The record is from the annotation of a GenBank genome assembly. Lineage: Eukaryota; Viridiplantae; Streptophyta; Magnoliopsida; Alismatales; Araceae.